AUGUCCGUUUCCGGCAAAGAGGAUGUGUACGAAAGUGAGGAUUUGCCCGAAUCGGAGCAAUUCAUCAGCAGGUUUUCUGCGAGAACAAUUGAGGAGCCAAGCGAUCGAGAGAACAUAGAACUGAUCCAUAUAGAUGUUGAUGCAGCUCGGAAGCGAUUCAAAGAUCAUACCUUAAAUAUCCGUGGUAUAGAUUUCUCCGAUUCAAUUGCCAAGAAACGAGGAAAGUCGUAUGGGAGUUCCAUGUAUGUGCUUGAAGUUGUGGGCAAAGAAUAUGAUGAACCUGAAACGAUAGAGCAGAAGUACAAUAGAUUAUCAUGCGAGAUUGAUGAGUUGGCAAAGCAGCUACAGGAGAAUGCUGUGAAGCCUACUCUCUUGGUUAAUGAUUCAUCAGUUGCUGAGCUUGCAGAUGAAUUGAAGGCCGUAAAAGUGUCGAAAUCGUCAGGUAAUCUUCCCAAGAAUAAAGACAAGAAAACGCCUUCGGUUAAUGCUGACACCUCGGAAAGUGGGAAGCUCUUGUCGCUGGAACAACGCUUACGUAGAAUCGAGUCUUUAAUAGGGUCGGUGGACACAGUUCAUCAACCUGUUGCAGAUUCUAUUGAAGACAUUAGAUUCCGUUUGGAAGCCUUGAAUCCUUCCUAUAUCGAUGGAAUAGAAUCGAAGUUAAAUGCGUUGUUGUCAAAGCUUGACCAGGUUGAUGAUAAAAGACGUAAAGUUCUCGACGAUGAAAUGGAAACAAAAGUCAAUGAGUUGUUGGAACUUAUGACUAAGUGGGAUGUUGCUUGUGCUGCAAUGCCUAUCAACAUAAAAAGGCUGCAGGGACUACAUCGACUCCAUGAGCAAGCUCAACAUUUCUCGGAAAGACUAGCGCAGCUAGUUGGAGUUCGUGACCAGAUAGAAAAAGCUAUUGCUGCUGAUCGCAUGGCAAUGUGUGAGCUGCAGGUGAAAGCCAAAGAGGAUAUCACGGCCGUUCUUCGUCAGAUCACUAAUCUUGAAGAACGACUCAAAAAACUCGGGAAAUGA
Molecule: messenger RNA, 1020 nt
Organism: Angiostrongylus costaricensis
Lineage: Eukaryota; Metazoa; Nematoda; Chromadorea; Rhabditida; Metastrongylidae
Source: the annotation of a GenBank genome assembly